Molecule: messenger RNA, 759 nt
Organism: Rubroshorea leprosula
Lineage: Eukaryota; Viridiplantae; Streptophyta; Magnoliopsida; Malvales; Dipterocarpaceae
Source: the annotation of a GenBank genome assembly
CAGGUGACAACAAUGGUGCUGAAUGUGGACUUACAGAGCUCAAAAUGCUACAAGAAGGUUAAGAACCUUCUCUGCAAAUUUUCUGGUGAGUCCUCCCUUUCUUCAAUUAAUAUUGUUCUCUCCUAAUUAAAUAAUAUAUAAUUUGUUAAAUAUAAUUUUUGUACAUACGAUAUACGUAUAUCAAUUUAUGAAUUGAUUAGCCAAAUGGACUGAGUCUUUGUGCUCUGAACAAAUUAAUUAAAGAAAUACGAGAUCAGGAGUAUGAUGAGAAGGCAAACAAGGUGACAAUUAAGGUGGUGAGCUGCUCGCCGGAGAAGAUCAGGGACAAAUUAUGCUGCAAGGGUGGUGGAUGCAUCAAGAGCAUCGAGAUCGUAAAGCCAAAGCCGCCUCCGCCUCCGCCUCCGCCUCCGGAAACGCAUGUGAAUGUAUCUGUAGAUCUGCAAGUCCAAUGCGUUCAGUGUUAUGGGAGAUCCGUUUGCGACGGCUGGAGCGGUUGUGGAGAAACUCAACCAGGCUGCUCAAUCAUGUAAAUACUAAUAAUAAGACUGUGUUUGGUAUGCAGCCAAGUUAAAUCCAAUACUAAGAUAGAGUUUUGUCUUUAUUCUUUUUUGAGAACUCGGUUUGGAAUCCUGCCAAGUUAAGUCCAAUAAUAAGUAACUGUUGUUUUAUGAAGUGUGUGUUUAGUGGAUUAUGCAGGUGGGUAUUGUUUAUUAGCAAAAUUGUAUGUUACUUUUAUCUUAAUAAAGAAUUGUGCGUGAG